Centruroides sculpturatus (bark scorpion) is the source of this 798-nucleotide messenger RNA. Its product is annotated as alpha-crystallin A chain-like. Gene Ontology annotation, molecular function: protein folding chaperone. Gene Ontology annotation, biological process: protein refolding; response to heat. The transcript has a single exon. The record is from RefSeq and is a predicted model, not a curated record. The coding region runs from base 134 to 670 and encodes 178 amino acids. NCBI's taxonomy places the organism in Eukaryota, Metazoa, Arthropoda, Arachnida, Scorpiones, Buthidae.
CGUCACAACAAACGCUCUGUUGCUCAUGCGCACACUUGCCAGAAUGUUCGAGAACUUUCCGCUCUCCUUUAAAUACCAGUGACGGCGAGGUCGAUCCAAAUCUCGUCUGUGACGAAACGAGGUUAGAGCGAAAAUGGCCGGAUUGCUGUUACCCGCUUUACUAGGCGACGCGUGGGAUUAUCCACGACGAUUAUUCGAUCAACACUUCGCUUUAGGACUGACUGACGACGAUUUCUUCCCUCCCAGGUUGUAUCGUGGUUACGUCAUACGGCCCCGACGUCAGACCAGUCGUCAAGAUUCUACUUCCGGCGUGUCGGAGGUCGUCAACGCCAAAGACCGGUUCCAAGUCAUGACCGACGUCAGUCACUUUUCUCCGGAGGACAUAACUGUCAAAACCGUGGACAAUUGCGUGGUGAUACACGGCAAGCACGAGGAGAAAGUGGAUCAACACGGGUUCGUGGCCAGGGAGUUCACCCGGAGAUACGUCCUUCCUAAGGAGGUUGACCCGGAGCAGGUGACCUCGUCGCUGAGUGCCGAUGGAGUGUUGACGGUGGAAGCUCCCAAGAAGUGUGAAGAAUUGCCUUCUAACGAGAGAAUUGUCUCUAUAACCGUACAGAAGGCUCCCGCAGUGACGGAGACUGAGAAAAUGGAAGACGGUACCAAAGAAUAAUUUGUCCUCGUUUAUUGUAAAAUUCCUUAAUUUAUUGUGUUAUUAGCCUAUAGUAGGCCUCCUAAGUUGUAUAUUACGUCGUUAUUUUCUACGUUAUUUCAGUUUAAUAAAAAGCGUUAAUUAAUUAA